CGCCGAAAAAGAAAGGCAGACAGUCAGGAUGCCAACAACGAGAGGCUGACCAAGCGCAUGAGUUUGUUGAACAUAGAACAAAAUGGCUCCAGACUCUAUGUUCCCGUCGAGCAGCCACCGCCAGGACCCUCUCUGGCUGCCAGCGAUGCCGCAGCCGCUGGUCUUCCCUCUCUAGAGGAGGAGCACAUGCAGCUCGACGACACGAAACACAAGGUCUACAUUUAUAACCUGGAUGACGAGAUCUCCUCUGACAACGAGUCCGAGCCCGAACAGGGUCGCCUCGUCUUCCUGCCCGAUAUCGAGAAGCACCUGCGCGCAAACCGCAUCCCCGUGCCCAGGCCCAUCCUUCCGAACAAGGACGGGGAGCUAGCCGGCAUGCAGCUGGUCCUGUACUCGGACGGCCCCAGCUCCAUCACCGUGCCAGAGGACCAGGACAGCGUUCGCAAGGCGGUUCUCGAGGCACGUGCAAGGGUGAGGCAGAAGCAG
Molecule: messenger RNA, 486 nt
Organism: Cryphonectria parasitica EP155
Lineage: Eukaryota; Fungi; Ascomycota; Sordariomycetes; Diaporthales; Cryphonectriaceae
Exons: 2
Source: RefSeq, a predicted model, not a curated record